This is a messenger RNA of Drepanopeziza brunnea f. sp. 'multigermtubi' MB_m1, 1728 nucleotides long. RefSeq lists its product as uncharacterized. Gene Ontology annotation, molecular function: protein binding. Lineage: Eukaryota; Fungi; Ascomycota; Leotiomycetes; Helotiales; Drepanopezizaceae. The record is from RefSeq and is a predicted model, not a curated record.
AUGUCUUCCGGGUACUAUGUAGGCAAGCGAGUCUCGUUCAAAGGGAGACUAUGUACUAUUCGCUACAUAGGUCCUGUAGAAGGGACCAAGUCGGAUAAAGAGUAUCUCGGAGUCGAAUGGGACGAUCUGAAGGGCAAACACGACGGCACCCACCAAGGCAAAAGAUACUUCACAUGCUGGAGCAGCUCCCCAACAGCAGCUUCCUUUCUUCUCUCUUCUUCUCGAGCUCCAGACACCUCACAAUCCUUCGUCUCAGCCGUGGAAGAGAAAUACGGCUCCCCGGCCACCUCCACUGACUCCGACGUCAACGUAAUAUCUGGCAAGACUGUUGAGGAAGUCGGGUUUGACAAGAUCAGAGCUCAGCAAGCUCGGCUGCAUGAGCUGAAAAUUGUGUUGGUCGAUGGUCAGAGGAUCAGUCAUGCGGAAAGCAAUGCCGGGGAAAUAAAGGCUGUUUGUCCGAAGAUCGAGGAGCUGGACCUAAGCAGGAAUGUUAUUGGGAGUUUUGGAGAGGUUGUGAGGAUUUGUGGGGAGCUGGGAGCUCUGAAGAGUGUGAGAGUCAAUGGUAAUCGCUUCUCAGACUUGGUUGGGAGCAUACAGCCGGAUGAGCAGCAUUCAUAUGCGGCAACGUUUGCGAAAGUUACAGAUGUGUCAAUGGACGAGAUGCUCCUCGAGUGGACUGGCUUCAUCCGUGCUGUGGCACAUUUCCAUGAACUCAGAAGCUUCGAGGCCUCGAUGAAUGGGCUCAAAAAGCUAGACCUACCUUUGCGCGCGAAUAGGUUGACAUCCUUGACUCUGGAGUAUAAUUCGUUCGAAAGUCUCAUGAGCAUCAUAGUACUGCGAGAACUGAACUCUCUCGAGGUCUUACGUCUUAAAGGAAACAAGAUUUCGGAGAUUGGCGCCGAGCCACAUAACCUCUCAGAAAUCCCAUCUUUUGGCAAGCAAUUGAAUUACGUCGAUCUAUCCUAUAACGCCGUAUCCACCUGGAAAUUUGUCGACGACCUGCCACACGUCUUUCCAGGAAUGAACGCCCUCCGCUUCGAUCACAACCCCAUCUACAAGACCAGCAAGGAAGUCGGGUCCUUCACCAGCAUGGAUGACUCUUACAUGCUGACUCUGGCCCGGAUCCAAAACCUGGAGAUUUUGAACUUUAGCAAGAUUAGCCCUGCUGAUCGCAUGAAUUCAGAGAUGUUUUACCUCUCGCAGAUCGCCAAGGAGAUCUCAGAAGCACCCCAGAGCAAAGAAAAACAAGUGAUCUCUCGACACCCGAGGUAUGCUGAUCUUUGCGAGAAACACGGUGCUCCACCUAUCACGCGCAAGGAAGCGGGAGUCUUAAAUCCUAAUUUCUUGGAGGCACGUUUGAUCAAAUUUACGUUCUACGUUCCGCUAAACACUCAAGUCGGGGGGGAAGAGGAGGAGAGGAGGGCAGUAAGGGAGAUUCCGAUGUCCUACGAUGUUUAUGGACUUAAGGGUCUUGUGGGGAAGAUGUUUGGGAUCCGACCGUUGUCUUUGCGUUUGAUCUGGGAAACUGGAGAGUGGGACCCCGUUGCUGGCUUUGAGGGCUUCGAGGACGAGGAAGAUGACGGCGCCGCAGAGGUCGAUGAGAUGAUGAAGGCGAUCAGAGAAAAGGGGAAGUGGAUGAAGAGGGAGGUUGAGAUUGAAGAUGGAACGCGAGAGCUGGGAAAUCUGGUUGAUGGGCUGGAGGCGACGGUCAGAAUCGAAUUGCGGUGA